AUGCAAAAACAUCACCAAUUAUUGAAAAGUUAUGUGAUUAUGAUAAUUGUAAAAUAUCAAGUACAGAUUUUCAAUACAGAUUUUCAAGUAUUAUUAUGUGGUCAUUCUUACCACGAAGAAUGUUUUUGGGUGUUAAGACUUCAAUGCAAUUACUGUUAUUCCUAUCUUUCAGGUGUCAUUGAUGAUCUGACAAAAUCUUAUAAUGAAAGACUAAACAUGGAUGAAGAUAUUAAUAAUGAGCCAGAUUUGGAAAUUAAUUUACAAUCAGAAGAUGGUGAUAUGGAUGCUGCUAACAUAUUAAAUAUAGAUGAAAAUACUUAG
This is a messenger RNA of Entrophospora sp. SA101, 321 nucleotides long. NCBI's taxonomy places the organism in Eukaryota, Fungi, Glomeromycota, Glomeromycetes, Entrophosporales, Entrophosporaceae. The record is from the annotation of a GenBank genome assembly.